Messenger RNA from Salpingoeca rosetta, 824 nucleotides. RefSeq lists its product as uncharacterized. The coding region runs from base 99 to 824 and encodes 241 amino acids. Lineage: Eukaryota; Choanoflagellata; Craspedida; Salpingoecidae. Gene Ontology annotation, biological process: carbohydrate metabolic process. Gene Ontology annotation, molecular function: hydrolase activity, hydrolyzing O-glycosyl compounds. The transcript is spliced from 6 exons. The record is from RefSeq and is a predicted model, not a curated record.
GCGUGCACUGCACUCCUUGCCAUUGAUGAGUCAUCAUCACCACUGACGACAGGCCACAGACAAAAGUGAAGCGCUGACGAGAGGGACGAGAAGAAGCGAUGUCGUCGUGCAGUGCUGUUGUUGUGGCUGCUGCUGCUGUGCUGCUGUUGUGCUUGGCCAGCACAGCAGGUGCUGCCGCUGUUGUUGUGGAUGCUGCAACCCAUGUGAAGGCCGCUGCUUAUCCCGACUGGGCUCAUCACCACUGGGUCUGGCUCGAUCAUGGUGGAAAUGGCCAAGCAGACUGCCUCCAACUUGCAAAGGACUACAUGGCACACAACAUCACCGUUGGUGCCGUGGACAUUGACUCGACAUGGGAGGUCGGCUUCAACAACUUUGAAUUCAACACUGACAAGUUCCCCAAUGCAUCUGCGAUGGUUGAGGAGUUCCACAAGAUGGGCGUCCGCGUAAUCUUCUGGAUCACCAACAUGAUUGACACCGACUCUCCAAACUAUCAGGAUGGAUACAACAAAGGAUACUACGUCAGGAACGUGCUUGGCAAGCAAGGCACGGUCAAGUGGUGGCACGGACACGGCAGCAUGCUCGACUACACCAACCCAGAGGCGGUCGCCUGGUGGCACAAGCAGAUGGACAACGUGCUAGACAUUGGCAUCGAUGGCUGGAAGUGCGACGGCACAGACCCGUACAUUCUCGAGUUUGUCACUCCCCACGGAUACAACGGCUCCAUUGCCUGGCAUGAGUAUUCGGACAUGUACUACGGCGACUUCUUCGACUAUACGCGCAAGUACGAUCGCUUGCCUGCGUGCGCACACGUGCUCAUGGCGUGA